Messenger RNA from Sclerotinia trifoliorum, 2248 nucleotides. The record is from the annotation of a GenBank genome assembly. Lineage: Eukaryota; Fungi; Ascomycota; Leotiomycetes; Helotiales; Sclerotiniaceae.
CAUCAACAAAAUGUUGGCACCCAUUGUCCAUAACUGAAAUGAUGAUGAAAAUACGAUGAUAAGAUGUCUAUGGGCAAUCAUCCCAAGGCAUAUGGAACUGCGGCAGUUGCAGUUGCAUUCGUCGCAGGAGUUCUGUUGACAUUGGGUUUCAAGGAUUUAUAUCCAGAUUUAGAACGAAGGUAUCAGAGACGGCGAAAGGAAAAGAGAAGUGGAACUAUUGCGUCUGGUUCUUCAUCAUCUGAUCUACGGCCGGUGGGGUCUAAUCUUCCUCCGUUAAAACUAGAAGACCGAACUUGGAAAUCAGUCCUGGGAUUACCAAAACCUCUAAUCCCAGAAGGAAUAGAAGGAUGUAUUGGCAACACACCAUUAUUCAGGAUUAAAAGUCUGUCCGAUGCAACAGGAUGUACCAUUCUUGCAAAGGCGGAAUUUCUCAAUGGAGGUGGUGGAAGUCCCAAAGAUAGAGUAGCGCUGAAUAUGAUCACGAUGGCAGAAGAGGAAGGAUUCCUGAAGCCUGGUCGAGGAGAUACUAUUUAUGAAGGCACUGUUGGAUCAACUGGUAUCUCACUUGCAACUUUAGCACGUGCUAGAGGUUACAAAGCAUAUAUCUGCAUGCCCAAUGAUCAGAGCACAGAAAAAUCAGAUCUUCUUCAUCGCCUUGGUGCCACAGUCGAAAGAGUCACACCUGCACCAAUCACUUCUACGGAGCAUUUCGUCAACCUGGCAAGGAGAAGAGCGAAAGAGCACACAGCGUCCAAAACGGAUUCUAGUAGAGGCUUCUUUGCCGAUCAGUUCGAAUCCUCUGCAAACUAUCGGGCGCAUUUUCAAUCUACAGGGCCUGAGAUCUAUGCCCAGACAGGAGGGGAUGUAAGCAACUAAGCUCCAUAACCUUCACAUAAAUUUAACUGAUGGCAUUUAGAUUGAUGCGUUUGUGGCCGGUGCUGGUACAGGAGGAACCAUCUCAGGAGUGGCCCUCUAUUUGAAACAAGAGCAACUCAUGGGACAAGACUUAAAAGUCGUACUCGCUGAUCCGGAGGGAAGUGGUCUUUACAAUAAAGUGAAACAUGGUGUGAUGUUUUCUUCGACAGAGAAAGAAGGUACAAGACGUCGGCAGCAAGUCGAUACUAUCGUUGAAGGAAUUGGAAUCAACCGCUUGACACAAAACUUCGAAGCUGGACGAGAAAUUAUCGAUGACGCCGUCAAAGUGACAGACCUGCAGGCACUUAAAAUGGCGAGGUGGUUAGUGGAAAAGGAUGGAAUCUUUGUGGGAAGUAGCAGCGCUGUCAAUUGCGUGGCAGCUGUCGCAACAGCGUUGGAAUUAGAAAAGGGAAGUACGGUGGUCACUAUUCUUUGUGAUAGCGGAACUAGGCAUUUGAGUAAAUUUUGGAAGAAGGUCGGGGAAUUGGGAUUGGAGGAGCAACAUGAUAGCCAAGACUUGCUGGCUCACUUAGGCCUUCAAUCAGCAGGAAAGUGAAAAUGGUGACAGACGCACCAAGCCUCCGCACUCAGCAAGAAAUUGUAUGGUGAAAGGUUUUCGCGGGUCACAAAUGACGUUCGUACAAUUCUCAUCUUAGGUCAACGUGAUCUGCCUACCUCCAUUUCUGUGAUUUGGCGUUGCUUCCUAUGACAGACAGACUUUUGUUGUUCGGUUCUAUUUCACAAGUUCCUCCAUUGUGAAGCCUCAAAAUAAUCUGCUCAGUGUCCUCCUUCCGUUUCCUUUUUAAACGGGUAGACGGAAUGACAUUCAUUGCCUCAAUUGUCGUUGUAUAUAUGGGAGUUCGGAAGUCAAGUGAACAGCGUCAUUUUUUGAUAUCGCAUCAUUUCCUUUAAUAUGGCCAUCGUUUAGAAGCAAAAUGUGCAGAGGUCUUAUGUUUGAUUUUAGGCAAUCAAUCAUUGUAUUCAGCAAUUCAUGAAGUAAUUUCACUUCAAUCAAAGGGCACUGAGUAUAAGUUUGAUUAUUGAAUCAUAUGAUGCUGCUAGCCAUACACUUACUCACCACUUCCCGGGCCAGAGAAGAAUAGCCAAGUGUUUGCUCCAAUUCAACGCUCGAGGAUUAUCAGCCAUUGAGACACAAGGGAAUGAGCAAUCACCUAGGACAAUGGCUGGUAUUCCGAAGCUAGUCUUGCCAUUCUAAGCUUCAUAGAUUUCCAGCUCGCCUCUUUUGCCUCUAUUAAACCACUUGUAUAAUUUUCCUUUUGCGACGUACUCUCGGACUUCUCUUCAGGAUCAGGAUCGAUCAACUGCUUUAUUU